AUGAUGCUGCUCCAGAAGACAAUUGAACAAGUGAUUCGUGAUCUUGCUGCAGAUUGCAUCUUCUCCGACAUGUUCUUCCCGUGGACUGUGGACCUUGCCGACGAGCUCAAUAUCACGAGACUGUUGAUUUACCCUUCGUGUUUCCUUUACCACUCCGUUUUCCACAGCUUGAAAGUUCAUAAACCUCAUGAGAAUGUGAAAUCUGAAUCAGAAAGCUUUGUGGUUCCCAAUUUACCCGAUAAAAUCACGAUGAAGAGGUCUCAGGUUUCAGACCAUUUCAAGUUCAAGAACCUAUGGGGCGAGAUGAUUGAAACGAUUCAACAAUCGGAGAAGCGAAGUUACGGAUUAGUCCACAAUACGUUUUACGAGAUCGAACCAGCUUAUGCCGAUCACAUGAAGAAGAUUAAAGGUACGAAAAUCUGGCAUAUUGGCCCUCUUUUUCAGUUUUUCAUUCGCGAGGGUUCGUCGGAGAAGAAACACAGUUGUCUGAGUUGGCUUGACGAUCAAAAACCGAAAUCGGUGAUAUUCGUUUGUUUUGGAAGUUUGGUGAAAUUCCUAGAAGCUCAGAUCACUGAAAUAGCAUUAGCGCUUGAAGAAGCUAAUCAGCCGUUUAUUUGGGUGGUGAGAAAAGGGGAAGAUGAAGUGAUUUGUGGGUUGCCGGCCGGAAGGUUUUGA
Messenger RNA from Lactuca virosa, 675 nucleotides. The record is from the annotation of a GenBank genome assembly. Lineage: Eukaryota; Viridiplantae; Streptophyta; Magnoliopsida; Asterales; Asteraceae.